UUGCUUUACCUAUUUCAUUUUGGUGAUAAAAUUGAUGCAUACUUCCUUCUAGGUGGUGGUGGUGGCGGAGGUGGUGGUGCAUGCUGUCCACCAUCAGCACCAGCUUGCUCUGCAGGACCUCCAUGUUCUAGUUCCAGAACUGCUCAGCUGGUAGUGUUCAUUGUAUUGGCCAAACCUCCGAUUGUCCCUUCGACUCCGAAUGAUGGCCUUAAGCAUGGUGUAGUCCAAGGACGUCAGCAAAAGAAAACGAUAGUUAUUGAUGGAAUUGUUUUGUUUUUUGUAGCUAUUAAGAUACUGGCCAACGGCGGCCGUCAAGGCAAACAGCGAUGGCGUUGGUUGAUAGAAAAUGUUCUUACCAAUCGAACGCUAGUGAAAGCUCUACAAGAAAUUCUCCCUAAAGGAACCGAGGACAGAAGUUACGGUGGCGGUGGUGGUGGUGGCUCAGCACCUAUACCGAUUCCUGUUCCUGUGUCAUCUGGUUAUGCUGCACCUCCACCACCUCCUCCACCUCCACCGCCACCACCACCUGGAUACGGUGCAGGAGGAGCCAUUGGAGCCGGUGGUCCGUACGCUUCGCCUGCUAUUGGAGGUGGUCCUCUGGGCGGUGGUGGUCCACUGGGCGGUGAAUAUGGAGGACUCGGAGGAGCUGGAGGUGGAGCCUAUUCUGCUCCAGGAGGUGGAGGACCAAUCGUUGGUGGCCCAGUAGGUGGAGCAGAUAUCGGAGGACUCGGAGGAGGUGGAGGAGGAGCCUACUCAGCUCCAGGAGGUGGAGCACCAAUCGGUGGUGGCCCAGUAGGUGGUGCAGAUAUCGGAGGACUCGGAGGAGGAGCUGGAGGAGCCUACUCAGCUGCAGGAGGUGGAGCACCAAUCGGUGGUGGCCCAGUAGGUGGAGCAGAUAUCGGAGGACUUGGAGGAGCUGGAGGAGGAGCAUACUCAGCACCAGUAGGAGGAGGGCCAGCCAUUGGAGGAGCCAUUGGAGGAGGUGAAUCUUAUGCUGCAGGAGCGGGAGGAGGAGGAGGCGGCGCUGGAGGAUAUGUUGGAGGAGUGAGUGGAGGAGUAAGUGAAUCCUACGCGGGAGGAGCUGCUGCAGGCGGCAAUGGAGGAUUCGUUGGAACAUCUGGAGGUGGAGGUGGAGGUGGAAGCUAUUCAGCACCAGCAGCUGCUGGAGGAUUUGAAUCAGCCGCUAGCGUAGGAGGCGCCACUUACCAACAGGGCCCCUCUGCUCCAGUUGCCCCAGCAGUACCACAGACAUCGUACCAGCAACCAAGUGUCGGUGCCAUUGCUCCAGUAGGAGGGGCUACCUAUCAGCAAGGAACUGUUGAAACCGUUCAACAACCAACAGAAGUCGAAACGGUGUCAGAGACUGCGCCGCAAACACCAGUCGAGCCAACUCCCGUCGAGACGCCAGUGGUGACCAACGUUGACGCAACCAGUGAACACGUUGCGGGCUCCCAGCAAACAGCAUCCCAGGUCGCCGUCGCCACUGAAACGCCAAAAGAGGAAUCCAGCUAUGACGACAUCAUUGAAGAGCAACAGUCUAUUGACGCUACGAAUACGAUAGCUUCUUCUCCAUCAACAAAUGACGUCGACUACACAAAUGAAGCCGGUGACGAGGGUAACUGCGACGAUCCAGAGCUGAAAGCAAUCGUCGAAGGAGCGUUGACUACUGAGAAGGACAACCUCGAAGCAGCUCGUAAGAUUGAAAGCGAAGCAGCUGCGAAAUUCGGAGGACGUUUCAACGCAAUUGUCUCCGAUGCAGAAUUCGCCUACGUGAACUGGUAUGGCAAGAGGAACUGCCAACUUCGUGUCGAGAAUCGUCAUUCACUCACAUGGGAAGACUAA
Haemonchus placei is the source of this 1842-nucleotide messenger RNA. The record is from the annotation of a GenBank genome assembly. Lineage: Eukaryota; Metazoa; Nematoda; Chromadorea; Rhabditida; Trichostrongylidae.